AGCCGACAUUCAAUUUCUAUUUCACAACAACAUUGAGAGUAGUGAAAUCUACGUGACUAGUAUAGGUCGUAAAUUGUGACUAUGGUGUGGAGAGUUUCUAUUUACAUAUUAUUUUUAUUUUACCGCAUUAGCAAUGGUCAAAUUCAACUUGUAUCCGCCGUAAAUGAAACAAAUGCAAAGAAGUUGUUAAGUGAAGACGUAGGAGGGUCUAUAAAAACCUUAAAAGCCAAAAAACCUGAUGAUAGCAGCGUGCUGCUGCCUUCACAAUGGGCACUGGGGCCCGAGGGGACUCCUCGUUGGCCCAACGGAGAGAUCAAGGUCUAUAUCGACAGCGAUUCUUAUGGUCAAGGGAUUUUGGCCCGCGUGCUUAUGAUACUUAGCAAAAUCCAAAGCUACGACAGCCACCUCUGCCCCGAAAUUACGAAGUUAGAGGAGAAGCCGACAGGACCGGUUGAUGGCAGCUGGUUGCACGUCACCAAUCCGGACAGAGUGAGGCCGUGCGUCCACGACGCGGGAGUCGAUGACAAUGGGGAGAUUAAAGUAGUGUUAGGAUACGACUGUCUGAAGCCGCGGGAGAUUCUGCACACGCUCCUGCACGGGCUCGGGUUCCGAGAUGAGAUCCAGCAUCCGCAGCGGGACCUCUUCGUCAGGGUCAUGUGGGAGAACAUACAGCCAGCCUUUCGAUCGAUGUUCCGAAUCCAGUCAGUGGAGACGAAUGACGCCGGUUUGAUGGAGUACGAUCCCAUGAGUGUGAUGCAUUUCCACGAUCGAGCCUUCAGCCUCAACGGCCACCCUUCCAUCAUGCCUAUGCUUCCAGGAUUGAGAGUAGAACCGUCGGACGAACUGUCUCAUCUAGACGGAUUGAAGAUCAAAAGAAUGUUCAGUCACGAAUGCAAGAAACGUCUAGUCAACACCAUAAUACACCAAACAUGCGCCCAAUUCGAUGAACUAAGAGGAGAGGAAGUACCAAAUAAUGGCAAUGGCUGUCCUCCUGUAAAUGGUGGGGGUAAUUCUGGAAAUGGAGGGGGUGCGGGAGGACUUAUAAUACCUGGCAACGAUGUCAAAGUUGAUAAAGAAAGUGGUGAAUACGAAGGAGAACUUCAUGAUGACAGUGAUGAGACGGGAGCGAAUGAUGGUGUUAAAGGCUAUAUUAUGCCCGCCAAGUCUGAUAGUGAGUAUGAUCCGUGGGGAGGAAAAAGUGGUGUCCAACAAAUACCCUACAAGGAUGGUAAUAAACCUGUUGAUAAGAUUAUGAUACCGGGCAAUGAUGUAAAAGUAGACAAUGACGCUGAUGCACAAGUGGCCGAUAGUGGAGUCGCCGACGAUAACAAUAAAGAUGUACCAGUAGAUGACGGGGACGAAAAUGAAGGCGUCGACGAAACUCUUGGGGACACCAAACCAACUAAGCCUGGAAAAAAACUUAAAAAGCUUUUAGGUAAAAAACUACACAAUAAUUAUAAUAAUAUUCCACAAGACGAGGCUAUUGUCGUUGGGUACGAAUCAUAAAAUAGCUACAUUAUUAUUCAAAUAAAUAAAACAUUACGUA
Leguminivora glycinivorella is the source of this 1546-nucleotide messenger RNA. RefSeq lists its product as uncharacterized. Gene Ontology annotation, molecular function: metalloendopeptidase activity. The transcript is spliced from 6 exons. NCBI's taxonomy places the organism in Eukaryota, Metazoa, Arthropoda, Insecta, Lepidoptera, Tortricidae. The record is from RefSeq and is a predicted model, not a curated record. Bases 82 to 1506 code for a protein of 474 amino acids. Gene Ontology annotation, biological process: proteolysis.